This is a messenger RNA of Cylindrotheca closterium, 1569 nucleotides long. The record is from the annotation of a GenBank genome assembly. NCBI's taxonomy places the organism in Eukaryota, Bacillariophyta, Bacillariophyceae, Bacillariales, Bacillariaceae.
AUGAUGGAACAAGACCCGUAUGUUAUCAAUUCUGGUCGGUCCUCGUCUGCCGGCAGUCUCAGAAGGCGGCUUGGACAGCAAGUGAAGCAUCAGAGCCAAAGGCAGCGUAGUGCCAAGAGCCAUUUACACUUUAGCCAAGUAUUUUUACCACGAUUGGUAGACCGAAACUUUCCGUAUCAUCAAUCCAGGAAUCAAAUUGCGGCGAAGAAUGUAAAUACUCAAUCUGCCGUGUCCAAGCUAUUGGUUAAAGAUUGGUUUCAUGUCUUCUUGCGACUACACUCAGUGAAGAGUGUCACCUUGCUGUUGGUGGUUUGGACCGCGGUGAUUCUCAUUUUUGCUGUUGUCUAUGUAAAAGUGGAUGAAAAGUACCUGGAAUAUGAUUGUGGAUUGGGAGACCCUGGCACUCCCAUUAGAUUCGGAACUUCCUUUGCCUUUUCCUUGGAGACAUGCACAACAGUUGGAUAUGGUCUUCCCGGCGGCAACAAUGGAUUCUUUCAAAACAAUUGUCCAUCCGUCCAAAUAGCAAUCUAUGCCCAAAUGACUUGGAGCAUGAUGUUCAAUGCGUUCUUGCUGGCCUUUUUCUUUACCAAAAUGGCGAAUUGCGAGAAUCGAUCCAUUCAAGUGGUCUUUGCCGACAAGCUGUGUGUCAAUGUUCGUGAUUUUACCAAUGACAAGGUCAUUUCCGACGAAGGAGAUGAGUACGCGUCAAGCCACCACGAUGCCGAUGAAGUCUAUCGGAAUUCGGGUGUCUGUGUGAACGUUCGAUGCUACGACAUUGAUUCGGCCUAUCCAGUGGUGGAAGCCCAUGUGCGCAUGUACAUGAUUGACAAGAAUCUCAAAUUGCACGUGCUCCGGAUCAUGCACCCGGACGACGACAUGGGCAGCAUGUUGUAUACCAGUCUGCCCACUGAAAUCAUCCACCAUGUGGAUCAUCACAGUCCUCUGGCGCCUUCCAAAUUCAACAAGCCACCCUUUCUGGCCAAGUCCCAUGGAAUGCCCUUUCGGGCCAUUGAUUCGGCCACGGGCAAUCGGGAUGAGAUCAUUUGUCCCGUUUGUGGAGAAGCCUAUGGAACCUAUGAACGAUUCCGAAAGCAUGUGGCAUAUCAAAAAAUGGUGGAGGAGCACGAUGAGUACCCAGUGGAAACAUCCCAUCGUAGUUUGGAGGUUCCCAUUCACAUUCCUACCGUGACGCUGGACGAUGUCCAACAAUACAUGAGUCAGAACAUGGCCGAAAUUAUUGUUGUGGUGGAAGGCAUUGAUCCCCAAGUUUCGGGGACCUUUCAAGCACUCCAGUCGUACAAGUACGAUGAUAUUGCUUGGGACGGUGAAUUUGUCCAAUGCCUGCAUAUUGACCAGAAUAAGUUUUCAGUGUGCAUGGAAAAAUUCCAUCAAGUGAAGCAUCUCGGUAGUCAGUCGCAACCCUCGUCUCCAGAUGCUUCCUUCAUUGCUGUGCCCAAGGAACACAAGGAAGACAGUGACCAAAUGGAUCUUGAGAAUGCAGACAUGGAACGGAGCAAUGGAAACGGUGAUUGCAAUGGGAAGGCUGAUUUCCACGUAGUCUCGGCGUAG